Striga hermonthica is the source of this 483-nucleotide messenger RNA. NCBI's taxonomy places the organism in Eukaryota, Viridiplantae, Streptophyta, Magnoliopsida, Lamiales, Orobanchaceae. The record is from the annotation of a GenBank genome assembly.
AUGUGCUCAAAGCUCCGCAAUCACCGGACCCUCGGCGCCGCCGUGCGCCACCUCCGUUCCGAUAAACCCGUCCCACAUAUCCAAAAUCGCCAGUUACAUAACGGCCCCGAUACGCUUGAGGAGCUCCUCGACCGCCACCUGGUGAAAGACGACGGCCCGAAGCAUCUCAACGACGAGGAGAGCGAGCUCUUGAACCGGCAGCGGCUCACCAGCACCCGCCGUGAGGCGCUGAGCCUCUACCGAGACAUCAUCCGGGCGACCCGAUUCUUCAUAUGGCCCGAUUCAAAGGGCGUCCUCUGGCGCGACGUAUUGAGGGAGAAUGCGAGGAAGGAAUUCGAACAGGCCCGGUUCGAAAAGGACCCGGAGGUCGUGACCCGGCUGAUCAUCGGAGGACAGGAGGCGGUUCAAGCGGCGAUCGAUAAGCUCGUGGAGAAGCAGAAGCAGCAGGUCGAGAAGGAGAGGAAUGAAUCCCGUCGGCGAUGA